Messenger RNA from Bacidia gigantensis, 753 nucleotides. RefSeq lists its product as uncharacterized. Gene Ontology annotation, molecular function: protein N-terminal-serine acetyltransferase activity; protein-N-terminal-alanine acetyltransferase activity. The record is from RefSeq and is a predicted model, not a curated record. Bases 1 to 753 code for a protein of 250 amino acids. The transcript has 2 exons. Lineage: Eukaryota; Fungi; Ascomycota; Lecanoromycetes; Lecanorales; Ramalinaceae.
AUGCUUAGUGGGCCUUACCGAACACGCGAGAGCUGGCAGGAAAGUGUCGGGAGGUGGGUUCACGGGGGCAACGGUGGAGGUGCAGCAGGGGUGGGGGCAGAGGGCACAGGCAGGGUGGCGGUUUAUUGGGCUGUCCUUCUCCGCGACACUCAAUCAGAGAGGGGGCAAGAGCGGGUGUUUAGCGUGGAAGAAAGUGGGGCUACGCCCGCAACAGCUGCUGGGAAAGACGCAGACAAAGCUACAGACAAUGACAAGACCACCAAAAGGCGAGCAGCUGGAAUUCUCUCCCUCUACCGCAUCGACACUGCCAAUCGCGUCAUCGAAGUCGGCAACGUGAUUUUCGGCCCCCUCCUACACAGAACGAUCGCGAGCACGGAAGUGUUCUACCUGCUCGGCAGAUACGUCUUCGAGGAGCUGGGGUAUAGGCGAUUCGAGUGGAAGUGUAAUUCGCUCAAUGAGCCGAGUAAGAGGGCGGCGAAGAGGCUGGGCUUUCGGUUUGAGGGGGUUUUCAGGAAGCAUAUGAUUGUGAAGGGACUGAGUAGGGAUACUUGGUGGGCGAGUAUUGUGGAUGGGGAAUGGUUUGGUGAAGCAGAGGGGGGAAGGGAGACGUUUGAGCGGUGGUUAGAUAAGGAAAAUUUCGAUGAGAGAGGGAGGCAGAGAAGGAGAUUGGAAGAUGUUAGGGAGGAGGUUGUGGGUGGGAAGGACGGUGGAGAAGAUGAUUUGAGGAUGGAUGUGGGCAUGGAGAGGGAUUGA